UUUUUUUUUUUUUUAAAUACUGUUCUGGAGAAUUCAAAGCAAAACAAAGAAACUGCCUCCUUUGGGGUUGUCAGUGAGAAAGGACGAGUUGUGCAACUGUCUUGGGAUUUGGAAAAAGACAAGGGGGUGGGAAUCAGAAGAAGGUGCAAAGCCACAAAGUACCUUUCUGCAUCUAAGAUGGUGAAGAAAGGAGUGAGGAAGAGAACAAACUAACUACCGUGAAGUCUCGAACCAGGUUGGGGAGUGUGUGUGUAUAUGGGGGGUAGGGUGGGGAAAAGAAAAAGGAAAGAGAAUUAACCACAGCAAACCCCCCCCAAAAAAAAAAAAAAAAUCCCAAACCAACAGCUCUUUUUUCUGAGGGAGGACUCGAAGGAUUAAAAGGGAGCAACUUCUGAGGCGAUUUGUCCCCUGAGUUAUGGAUGUUGGUGCACUUACUUCAGGCCAGAUCAGAGCUCAGAGGGAUCUAACCAGAAGCAGCAACCACCGGCUCUCCACUUGCCUUUUACAAGGUUUUACCCUUCCAGUAUGUUUCAUUUGAUAAGACAUUUUCCAGCGCCCAGAGUUUCAGUACAAUGUGCAAAUGGAUACUGACAAAUGGUGCCUCAGCCUUUUCCCACCUGCCUUGUUGCUGCUUGCUGCUGCUCUUCUUGGUGUCUUCUGUGCCUGUCACCUGCCAUGACCUCGGCCAGGACAUGCUGUCCCCGGAGGCCACCAACUCUUCUUCAUCAUCCUCCUCCUUCCCCUCGUCCUUCUCCUCUCCUUCCAGUGCGGGGAGACACGUGCGGAGCUACAAUCACCUCCAAGGAGACGUGCGCAAGAGGAAGCUCUACUCUUACAACAAGUACUUUCUCAAGAUCGAGAAGAACGGCAAGGUCAGCGGCACCAAGAAGGAGAACUGCCCCUUCAGCAUACUGGAGAUAACAUCUGUAGAAAUUGGAGUUGUGGCAGUCAAGUCCAUUAAGAGCAACUAUUAUUUAGCCAUGAACAAGAAAGGAAAAGUCUAUGGUUCUAAGGAGUUUAACAGUGAUUGCAAAUUGAAGGAAAGGAUAGAAGAAAAUGGAUAUAACACAUAUGCAUCCUUAAAUUGGAAGCACAAUGGAAGGCAAAUGUUUGUGGCCCUGAAUGGAAGGGGAGCCACAAAGAGAGGACAGAAAACAAGAAGAAAAAACACUUCAGCUCACUUUCUUCCAAUGGUAGUAAUGUCAUAGACAAAGGAACUAUUUUAUUGAUGCAGUUGAACCAAAGGCUCUUACGUCAAGAAUAUUCGGUAAUCCUCUUAAAGAGUAAAUGCAAAUAAUAGUGCACACAUCUGCUUGUUUGAAAAGAGAGCAGAGGAAGCCUUUGAAGGUUUUGUACUUAUUGCUGGCACAAGAAAUACUUUUAUUUAGUUUGGUGUCAUAUCUUAUAAUCAAGAUAUAAGCUGGAUCAAAUGGGAUGGAAGUUAUUGCCAGUGUGAACUUUUUUUUUUUUUUUUUUUAUCUCUGCAACACAACAUAGGGGAUAUGAGACAAUCUGUUGAAUGAUCUUCAUGGGGAAAGUUAUUUAUGGAAUACUAACUCAUAUCAAAGACCUUAAUUGCUCGUUCAAGCCUAAUGAUACAAUGAACAGUUAGACACACAAGCAUUUACUGGAAGCACUUGGGUCAUAUGCACAAAUAAUGACAUUUCUGGAGAAGCCUUGUGGAAGAAUGGGUAGAAUUAAGGAAUAUAAACAAAGUAGUGUAAAAUUGUUCUAACAAAACGAAUAGUAUGGUUUGCUUGUAUGUUCUAAAUUCAUUUCUUUUUAUUUCUCUCUAAGUUAUUUAUUUAAUAGGAUGUUAAAUAUCUUUUUGAUUUGAAAUGUUUUCCUCAUUUCCUUCUUUGUUAUUUUCCCUUUUUCUCACUAAUUUACACAGAGGUUGAUAGGUUAAAAUGUCAAAACCUCAAAAGUAUUCUGAGAAUAGGUAUUAGACAAGGCUAUAAAGGCAGAAUUUAAUGUGUAUAAUCCAUUUUUUUUCCUAAACUGUCUUGCACUUAAGCAAAAGACCAAACAAGCAGUGCUUGGAUUUAUGAUAUUGGGUGUCUUUAUGUUGGACAAUUUUUUUUACUUAUCAGCACUCAAGAACAAACUUCAAGAAAUACUUUGUUGAAGGGGUCUUUCUGCUAUUUUGAAACUGAGAGAAGGAGCCACAUCCAUACUCGGUUGUCAGUGCAUCUGUGUGUAUAUCCAUUGGAUUUUUAUUUCAAUUUGGAACUAAGAUCUAAUGCAUUGCAAUCAGUGUAAUAUUCUGCAACAAGCAUUGGGCUGGAACCUAGAUGUGGAUAGCCUUGUUAAAGUCACUGAGAUUGCAAAUGUUAAAAUUAAACAGCAUGUAAUUCCCAAGUGUAAAAUUUGACCUCUGAAAGGUAAGUAAGAAGGCAACACAGUCCUGUACUCCUUAUUCAAUUAAUACUCUCAUUCAGCAUGUUUGUUCUUGUUAUCAACUUGUAGAAUCACAGGCAUAUAGUGGGAGCAAUACCUAAGUAAGGACUGAGAGAAAGGAGAUCCAAAAUCAUGCUCAUGCAUUUAUCAGAGAUUAUUACUCACAUGUAUAUUAUAUAUAAGAGACAACCAAGAAGCUGUGCUGGUAUCCAGCUUUAGCAUGCCUUCCAUAUCCAGCAUAGUAACUGAAGGCUCAAAAUACAUAAUAUCCAGCACAUUUUUAUGAAGUGUUACUAGUCCCAUGGCUUAACUUCAGCAAAUACAGUAUAAUAAAGUUAAGCAUAAUAUGAAGUCUGUUCAAUUAAAGGUACAUAAGGUUUGUUUUAUGUUUUGCUUUAUUCUGUAAUUUUAGAGAGCUCUGGAUAGCUCAUCAGUGUAACCAUAUCAAGAUUCAUUUUGUUAGAGCAGAUAAAUAGAAAGCAGUAAAUCAAACAAUUUGUACCACUGUUUUCACAUUGUAUUCCACUAAAUAAAUAAAUAAGCCUUUGCAGUGUCUUUAGUAAGAAACAAAAGUAGUAUAAUAUUAUUUUGCUCUAAAUACUCUAAGUGAUAACUAUGAGAUUAUAUUGAUGCUGCAGUUUUAUCUUCAAUAUUUCUUGUUGUGAAAAAGUUGGUUUUAUUUUUAUUGUUUGGAGACUGUAUUUUGGUACAAAGGAGGCCUUCCUUAAUGUGUCUUUUUGAGAAUGUUUAACCUCUAUAAAGGCUGGUGGUGUUGGAAUCUUCUAUAACUUAUUUAAGUCAAUGUUUAACCAGCACAUCAAUCUUAAUCUGUUAUUUAAAUAUUAGCUGUUUUUUAAAAAAAGCAAAAAAUAAUAGCUUUCCCAUGAAACACAAAACGGUCAGAUUUUAUUUCUUGUCCUUAAAUAAAGUGAACUGUUUUAAAACAGAAAUUCACUUAGAGACAACAUUUUAGCUGAUAGCGGACAUUAUAUUUCAUGUAACUUUAUCUCCAGGUUUCUUCUUCACAAGUGAGAAUUUUCUAGAAAGGGAAAUAAGAAUUUCAGAUUUUAAAUGUAAUUGUAGGUCUCAGAAAAUCUAACUACCAUGGUGAAAGCAGGUUUCUGUUGCUUAAAUUUGUAACUGAUAAUUAAAACUGACACAACAUAAUGGACAACUCACAGUGAACAUUCAGUGUAAGCUUGGACGAAUACAAUAUUGGAUGACUACUUAAAGAACAUUUAAGGUACAAAUGAAAUUCUGUUUUGACAGAAUUACCUAGAUGACUUGAUCAGAGAAGGGGAUUAUGUAUAAAUAUUCUCAUAGCACUUAAAACACCAUGCUGCUCAGAGGGAAAAAAAACCAGGAAGUAUCACUUUUCCAAAGUGAGUCAAGAGCCAUUUGUGACAUGAAUUGUGGUUUCAGAAGAUUAACCAAAAUUUAAAAAACCUUGAAGGAAUCAAUUAUUCCUGUGUGUUUGGUAUACUGUAAUACCCACUGCAGUGGGAGAAAACUGUGGACAGAGUAUCACAGUUCCUCAACUAUAAGCUCUGUUUUCUGUCACCCUCAGCAUAAGACUCCUGAGCAAAAGGAAAACAGGGGAGGGGAUUUUAAAAAGAAAAGGGAAACAAUAAUCACUGAGCAACAAUGUAUAAUAUGUUAUAUUUAAA
Messenger RNA from Tyto alba (common barn owl), 4067 nucleotides. RefSeq names its product fibroblast growth factor 10 (gene FGF10). Gene Ontology annotation, biological process: positive regulation of protein phosphorylation; limb development; wound healing. Lineage: Eukaryota; Metazoa; Chordata; Aves; Strigiformes; Tytonidae. Gene Ontology annotation, molecular function: chemoattractant activity; growth factor activity; type 2 fibroblast growth factor receptor binding. Gene Ontology annotation, cellular component: cytoplasm. The transcript has 4 exons. The record is from RefSeq and is a predicted model, not a curated record. The coding region runs from base 573 to 1208 and encodes 211 amino acids.